AUGCCGGACACAUAUUUAGAUGCCGAAUCUGAAGCUGCUGUCGAGGUCUGGGCUGCAGAAGACUCCAUCAUCAACGCGAGCGCUGCUUGCCUCCACACGAUGGCAAGGAAUUCCAAGUGGAAGAUCCGCCGAUUGCAAAGCAGAUGCAAGUACGACUAUUUUGCCGAGUGGAAGUUCGGCAUCGACAACGGCCAACGCGACAGCGUGAAUGGCUGGAGUGGUCAGUUCGGCGAAGGCAAAGGGUUCAUCGUCCUCUCUGUCAUCGACGACGAGAAGAGGAAGAUCGUCUGGCGGAGCUACACGUAA
Molecule: messenger RNA, 306 nt
Organism: Truncatella angustata
Lineage: Eukaryota; Fungi; Ascomycota; Sordariomycetes; Amphisphaeriales; Sporocadaceae
Exons: 2
Coding region: 1-306 (101 amino acids)
Source: RefSeq, a predicted model, not a curated record